AUGAGUAAGAAGUUCAUUUCUUCCUACAAAGGCAAACAGGAUUCGUGGGCCAGUACCCCCCAGGACUGUUGGUACGACUCGCUGUUGGUGUCCUGGGACCGCUUGAAGAUGCUGCCCAGGCUCCUUGUUGUCUCUGCUCUCGGUCUCCUGGUGUACGGUAAUCCUACCAUUGUUUCCCGGAAGGAGUGGGGGGCGAGCUCCCUCACCUGCAGCAUGCAGCUGAGCCUGCCUGUGGCCUACCUCAUCACAGAGCAGCUCAGCAGGAUGGAGUGCCGAGAUUUGGCCACCUGCAGCCAGAUGGUGCGAGUCCUACAAUCCCAUUCCGUCUACAACAAAGGCUGGUGUGAUGUGGCCUUCAACUUCCUGGUUGGGGACGAUGGCAAUGUGUACGAAGGUGUCGGUUGGCAUGUCCAAGGCUUGCAUGCUCCAGGCUACAGUAAUGUCUCCCUGGGCAUUGCCUUCUUCGGCAGUAAAAUAGGCAACAGCCCCACUCCCGCUGCUUUAUCAGCUGCAAAGGACCUGAUCGACCACGCUGUCCAGAAUGGCUACCUGUCACCCCGGUACAUCCAGCCACUUCUCUUAAAAGAAGAGACCUGCUUGAUUCCUCAACAUUCAGAGACGCCCAAGAAAGCGUGCCCCAGUAUCACCCCACGGUCUGCGUGGGAAGCCAGAGAGACACACUGCUCUCAGAUGAACCUCCCAGCCAAAUUCGUCAUCAUCAUCCACACCGCUGGGAGAAGCUGCAAUGAGUCCGUGGACUGCUUGACUCGUGUCAGAGACAUACAGUCUUUUCACAUAGACCAUCAAGACUUCUGCGACAUUGCUUAUCACUUUCUGGUGGGCCAGGAUGGUGGAGUAUAUGAAGGAGUUGGCUGGAAUAUCGAAGGCUCUCACACCUAUGGAUACAAUGACAUUGCUUUAGGAAUUGCCUUCAUGGGAAACUUUGCAGAACAGCCUCCAAAUGCAGCUGCCCUGAAAGCAGCCCAGGACUUGAUUCAGUGUGCCGUGGUCGAGGGAUACCUGAUUCCCAACUACCUGCUAAUGGGCCACAGUGAUGUGUCCAACAUCCUGUCCCCUGGACAGGCACUGUAUGACAUCAUCAAGACAUGGCCUCACUUCAAGCACUGAGGGAGGCCCCAGUCCCAUCUGAGGAUGCUCUUGGUCCUGAUGGAUAUCUGUCCUUACCUCCCACCUUGGCUAGGCACCUCUGUCCCUCCUCUUUUCACUGUCUCUCUUAGUUCCCCUUCUUGCAUCACAAUUGCAGCAUCUUGUCUUAUUGACAUCCUCUAAUGUCUCCCAAGCUUUGCACUUACCAUCCUCAGGGUCUGGGUGCUGUUUCCUCUGUUCAACUUCCUCGCCAAAGGACGCCCACCUGCUCAGCCAGUGAGGCUCUUCCCCUUGUUAUCUGUCCCCUGCCUUGUAUGCAAUCAUCCAUGGUCUGUCUGGCAGCUCCAAUGCUCACCCAUAGCCCAGCCCUCCUCGGCACAUACCUGACUUGUACACGUUUGAAUACAUAUUGAAGGGCUGAGGUUCCCCACAGACAUAUCUAUUUUCCCCUGGGUUGUCGUAUUUUCCAGGACAGCAGCUGAUAUUUUUUUGUCAUUACAUAUCCCACGAUGGUUCCUGAGCUGAGCCUGGUACAUUGCAUGCUACAGAUGUUUGAUGUAAAAACAAACAAACAAACAAACAAACAAAAACCAAAAACACCCCCCCAAAAAAAACAAAAACAGACAAAACAAAACAAAAAACUGGAUGAAAGAGCUGAUCCCAGUCCCUUCCUGCCUGCUCACUUCGUUCAUCACUGCCCUGCUGGACAGGUCCAGCAGUCUACUGGUCCCUCCAGGAGGCACAAGCUGCCUGUGGAGUCCUGUUUCCAGUCUUCUACGCCUUGUCCACAAAGUACUCCGAAGAGCAGCCAUGAAGAGCUGCGUUCAGAGGUGCUGCUGUUCAGUGUCUGUGGUCUGCCUGGACCUGGCUGGGCCCUGCUGAGCUGAGAGAGGGCCCAGAGCAUUUGUAUUCUGCAGCACCCCAGCCAGCUCCUCCCUCCCAGAGGACAGCCCCUCUCCCUCACUUGCUGUUCCAAGGAUGUACACAGGCUGGUUCUUGCUGUAUUGGACACAAAGAGAAGGAUGCACGAGCAUGUUUUCCCAUCUGUGAAGGCUCCUUUGGUGCCCAGGUUGGGCUUUUGGAGUGUUUACACAUCUCUUGUAACACGGUGAGCUUUUUCCAACCUCACAUUUACUCAGGCAUUUGCUUUUCAUGAACUCUUGCUCUUGGAUGUCUUUAGAUUGACUCUGUUCAAUCUAAUUGUCAUUUUUCCGAAGGCCUCCUGGGCAUGUCACCAGGAGAAGGAAUGAUUUGUUCAGUGGUUCAGGCUGUUUCUAAUUUACACGCAGCAGAGGUAGAAUGCCAACCUCACAGGCCUUUCUGUCAGAAACUUUUGACAGUGUGAUCUUUUCUGAGUGGAUAGAGGCUGGGGACAGACUUCCCAGCAAGGGUGAAUUUUAACACCUCCCAUACAGGAAGUAGUCAUGAGAUGCUAAGAAAUAGCUCACCUAACCCACCUGCCACAGUUUGAAUGAACCUUGAGACAUUCACAUAUUAGAAGUUCAAUCCCUGACAGGCCAUAAUGCUGAGAGAUGGGCUCUUUUAGAGGUAACCAAUGCAUUCAUGUUGCUGCUGUGAAAAUGAGUUUGUUAUAAAAAUGAGUGUGCCCCUCCUACCCCCUGGUGCUUUCCAACUCUGCCGGGGCUGCUAUGGCAAGAAGGCCUUGGCUGGAUGCCGACCUCACAGUGUUCACACUACACAGAAUAAAGUUGUUCUUUUUGUAAAUUA
Messenger RNA from Myodes glareolus (Bank vole), 2835 nucleotides. Lineage: Eukaryota; Metazoa; Chordata; Mammalia; Rodentia; Cricetidae. The record is from RefSeq and is a predicted model, not a curated record.